GGUGUGCGCGCAGGGCCGGUGUGUAUACGGACGGGUCACGACGAGAUUUGCUCACCUCUGCUGCGCGAAUACGAUUGAAGAAUGCUCAACAGAUUAGUGAAGAAAGUGUCAUUGCUGUUGGUUCUGAGUCUCCUCUAUUCUCUGGUGGAGGUUCACUCUCAGACCUUUCCUUAUGUCUCCUUCAUGGGUCAGACUCUGGCCAACCAUUCCUAUGUGGACCUCAGUCUAGUGGGGACCAGCGAUAGUCUUCAAUGUAUCACUAACCUGAUGACAUGUUGCAGUAGUUCUCAGGGUGUUCAUCGUGGAGACUGGUAUUUCCCAAAUGGAUCUAUACUGCAAUUUUCCGGAGAUAUUUUUGAAUCACGCGAACCUCAGAGAGUUAGCCUUCGCCGUGAAAGAAAUCCUGCAAUAGUUGGUGUGUAUCGCUGUGAUGUUUCAACAAUUAGCGUCCAUGAUAACAUCGACACUUCGGUCAGAGAUGUUGUGUAUGUGGGUCUGUACACCCCUGAUCAAGGAACAAUUUCACUGUUGGGAGGUAUGACACUUGAUCUUGGCCUACUAACGCUCGCCUGUAUCUCCACUGGUGGACCUGCUACAACUGUUACCUGGACCAGAGACUCUGCCUUGCUCACAGAAGGAACUGAGACUGUGUUGAAUGACCCAGUGACUGCACAAUACACCCACACUCUGACUGUGACUAUAGCAGGAGUGUACACAUGUACUGUGGCUAACGAAAAGCCAUCUAGUGCUUCAGCCAGCAUCACCCUUGAAGUGGCCUCAGCUCCAACUGAUGUCAGAGCAGUCCAAGAUGGUCCCUCCAGUAUCAGUGUCACCUGGACCCCUCCAAUUCCGUUGGGAAUUACGACUGGCUACAAGAUCUCCUACACUGGAACCAGCAGUAGUAGCAGUGAAAAUGUCAAUGGCAGCAGCAUGUCCAGUCACACACUCACUGGUCUUAACAGUGGGGACACCUACACUGUAUCCAUUUUAGGCACUGCAACAGGUGUUGGUUUACCUAGCCCUACUAUUGCUCAGGUUGAGCCUGUUGGUUUAGUUCCCUACCCAGCUGCUAUUCUUAAUACCACAACAGCAGCCACUACUACUACUAUCACAAUCACCAUUACCGGCAGCACUCCCAUUGGCUCAAUAGUGACUGGGUUUGUAGUCCACUGGAAGAGAAAUGCUUCUACCAGUUGCUCUGAUAGUGAUGAGGGAACUAUCAGUGUGGCAGCUGGUAGUUUCACUAACUAUGUUGUAACUGGACUCGAGGAAGGGAGUUGGUACACAGUUACUGUGAGAACGUCUAACACGGCUGGUAAUAGUGCGCCUAGCAAUACCCUCACAGCUAUGACAUUGGAGACUGCACCAUCCGGACCUCCGACCUACCUGGCUAGUGGUACUAGCACGCAUGAUAGCAUAUCAGUGAGCUGGGGUGAAGUGACUUGUGUCGACCGAAAUGGAGAUGUAACAGGGUACAAACUCCGCAUUACAAGGACUGGGCAAGAUGAGAGGAUUGUUGACGUUAAUGGUGACCAAAGGGAGGCAACUUUAUCUGGCGUGGCACCGUCUUCUAACUAUUCAGUACGAGUGGCAGCGGUGAACGGUGCUGGUACUGGACCAUAUGGUGAUGAAAUCACAGUUCAAACUGAGCAAUUCAAAGCUCCACCCCCCAAUGAUGUGGAAGCAGUCCAGAAUGGUCCCACUAGUGUCCUAGUGUCUUGGAGUUCAUCCAGUGGUGCCACUGGCUACAUGAUCCACUAUGACAGUAGUGGAGGUCACAAUGGUAGCAUCAGUCUUAAUUCCUCAACUGACAACUUCGAAUUGACUGGUCUUAUGGAAGAAAACACAUACACAAUAUCUAUCUUUGCCAGCUCAGUAGACCUACCUAGCACAACCAUAGAGCUUCAAGUCAGAUUAAUCCCAGCUCCAGGACUGGUGUCGGUGUCAGUUAGCUCCAUAGCAGCCACCUCCAUCUCCCUCUCCUGGAGUGUGUCCAGUGGGAUGGUGGCCAGUUGGGAGGUGGUCUGGAGACCCACUGACAGAGGCACUGAGAGCACCAGUGGUCUUCUGUCUGAUACUACCUACACCAUCCUCCAGUUGGACCCCUCCACUAUUUACACACUCACCAUCACAGCUACCAAUGUAGCUGGAACGAAUACUAGUCUUCCCAUCAUCGUUUCUACUGUUCCAACAGUGGAAGAGAUCCUCAAGAGAGAGAAUAUUGAUGCCACAUGUUCCGAGACUCACAAAUACUUGGUCAUAACUGGUGGACUAGCAGGAGGAGUGCUGUUUAUUGUCACUACUGCUAGUAUCAUUGCUGUAGUGUUUGUGUUGAAGUGCUGCAGAGCAAGGUCUUUGGCUCCCAAAACCAGUAACACAGGCUUCCCAGAUUCUACUGAUGUUAUUUUGGAAAGAUGAAACCUAUGAAGAACCUAAGUUCGAAACUACCACAAAUCAGGCCUACAAUGUUGUCAAAGAGAAUGAAGGAGGGACAGAAGACGUUGGUUACACGACACCCGACACCAAUUAUAUGAAUACUGUGUCUUUAUCCAAGUCUGCUGAAUGUAUUCCCAGCGUUGAAGACUCCAUUUAUGAGAACUGAACGAGAACUGAUUUUUCAUUGCUAUUACUGUGUGUAUACUCAGCUGGAGUUGUUUUUGUAACAAACAUUUUAGUUGUCAUGGAAACACUCAUGUGUGCCACAUGUGUAGGAAGUUUGAGAUGUUAACCAAAGAUGGUUGUGAGA
Messenger RNA from Geodia barretti, 2746 nucleotides. The record is from the annotation of a GenBank genome assembly. NCBI's taxonomy places the organism in Eukaryota, Metazoa, Porifera, Demospongiae, Tetractinellida, Geodiidae.